AUGUUUGUCGCAUGGUUUCGCGACUGUCAUACAAUCCUGCUUGCGGAUCCCGGUUCGAGACGUCGUCGGAAUCGUCGUCGUCGUUGGUUAUCGAUAAAUAUGAAGCGAAUGAAAAGCGACGUGAUCAGUGCGACGAUUGAGUCUUACUUAAAACGACGUCAUUAUCAGCAGGCCAACGACGUCUAUUGCAAGGGCGAUCAGUUGUUUUGUCAGAGCAGCGAUCAAAUGACAUUAAACGCAACCGCCGAGUGCAGUACCUCGCAGGACAACUCAAUCGUUUUCAGUGCCAUCACCAUUGACGUUACCGCGGCGGAUCAAGCAUAUCAACGAUUAAAAAAAUGGAUGACUGUUAUACUCAAUGAAAAAAUAAAAGUAGAAUUACAAGGACUUUUAUAUCCAAUAUUUUGUCACCUUUAUUUAGAGAUGUUACAUGCUGGUAACAGACAAGCUGCAAUCCAAUUCUUAAAAGCACAUCAGAAUGAAUUUGUCUGUGACACGGAGAAAGAUUUCUUAGAAGAAUUAUCUAGAGUAUUUUCAGUGCAGGACAUUGAAUUGAGACCUUUGGUGAAUGCAUUCAGAACUAGAAAGUACAAAGUAGAUCUGUCUGAGUCAGCUCAUAUUUGUUUAAGACAAUAUCUUACAAAAUAUGGACAUAUAAUAUUAAUGCAGAUUAUAAAUACACAUAUUACAAUAAUCAGAAAGGCAAGUAGUCCUAAAAUGGAUGGAGAAAUACAUGAAGAGAAAAGUCAAAGAUAUGAAACAAGUAUUAAUGGUCAUGUGGAACAGCCAUCUGGUACAGGUGUUGAUCGCGAAAUGCGAGAAUUACAGGAAGCAAUACGGUUAAUACGAAAUAAUGCUCAUCAAGCAUUAAGAAUAUUUACAGUAAAGAAUGCCAUAGAAAACGCAAGUUGCGGUCUUAUUGCACCUAAAAUGGAUAAAUUAGCUGUAGGAUUUAGCACAGCUGAAAUACGUUUAUGGGGUAUAGGUGAAACGGUUUUAGUUGAACGUAAAAAUAAACAAACGCAUGUUCCAUUUGUCUGUGAUGUAUCACCGUUUUAUAAAUUUAACGAACACGAAAGCAUAAGAAGCGAAGCAGGGGCGAUAUUAUUAAGAGGACACACAGACGUAGUGCACGAUUUAAGAUUUAUUCCAGAAGCAGACAUUCUUCUUUCUGUAUCAAGUGACAAGGAUAUGAGAGCUUGGAGACUCAACGAUUAUUCAUGUACAGCAAUAUAUAGCGGUCAUAGUUAUCCAAUAUGGUGUAUGGAUACCAGUGUGUUCAAUUUAUACAUUGCCACAGGUUCACAUGAUAGAACUGCUAAAUUAUGGUCAUUGGAUAGGACGUUUCCUCUAAGAAUAUUUGCUGGUCAUUUUUUAGAUGUCAAUUGUAUAAAAUUUCAUCCAAACGCCCGAUACUUAGCGACUGGUUCUGCCGACAAAACCGUAAGAUUAUGGGCCAAAGAUGAUGGAAGUUUAGUACGAGUACAUGUCGGAGCUCAAUCGACCAUUUAUACUUUAGCUUUUAGUCCCGACGGGAAAUAUCUAGCUGCUGCGGGUGACGAUAAAUGUAUAUCUAUAUGGGAUUUAGCAUCUAAUGCAUUACUCACUGAAUUGAAAGGCCAUGAAGAUACAAUCAUGAAUGUAGAUUGGAGUUUAGAUGGCCAAUAUAUUGCCAGUGCAAGCAUAGAUGGAAUAAUACGAUUAUGGCCUACUCAGGAUUAUAUUAACACUUUGAAUGGAGGAUCGUCAACCGCAAUGUCUCAAUCGGAAGCGCAAAUAUUUUCAACAUCUUGCUCAAGCAUUCUCUCAUUGAAUUAUUAUAAAAAGAAUAAUUCGUUGAUUUGUAUUGGCACAGCAUGAGAUUUUUAUUAUUUAUUACUAUUUUAA
Messenger RNA from Camponotus floridanus (Florida carpenter ant), 1887 nucleotides. RefSeq names its product TAF5-like RNA polymerase II p300/CBP-associated factor-associated factor 65 kDa subunit 5L (gene wda). The transcript is spliced from 10 exons. The coding region runs from base 1 to 1860 and encodes 619 amino acids. The record is from RefSeq and is a predicted model, not a curated record. Lineage: Eukaryota; Metazoa; Arthropoda; Insecta; Hymenoptera; Formicidae. Gene Ontology annotation, molecular function: protein binding; RNA polymerase II general transcription initiation factor activity.